Molecule: messenger RNA, 753 nt
Organism: Tupaia belangeri chinensis (Chinese tree shrew)
Lineage: Eukaryota; Metazoa; Chordata; Mammalia; Scandentia; Tupaiidae
Product: protein amnionless
Biological process (GO): intracellular protein localization; receptor-mediated endocytosis
Cellular component (GO): apical plasma membrane; endocytic vesicle
Source: RefSeq, a predicted model, not a curated record
GCAAAGUCUCCCGGUCUGGGCGCCGCGGGAGUGGGGCGAGAUGGGCGCGAUGGGCGCGCUGGGCCGGGGCCUGCUGUGGCUGCAGCUCUGCGCGCUCACGCGAGCCACCUACAAACUCUGGGUCCCCAACACGGACUUCGACGUCGCCGCCAACUGGAACCGGACCCCGUGCGCGGGCGGCGCACUCGCCUUCCCAGCGGACAAGAUGGUGUCGGUCCUGGUGCGCGGAGCCCACGCCGUCUCCCACCUGCUCUUGCCGCUGGAUGGGGAACUCGUCCUGGCUCCGGGAGCAGAAUUCAGCGCCUCGGACACCGGCGCGGACCCGGACUGUAGCUCAGCCUGGCGCCUGGCCUCUUCUCCGUGGACGCCGAGCGCGUGCCAUGCCUCCACGACGACGUCUUAUUUCCCCCCGACGCCUCCUUCCGCGUGGGGCUCGGCGCCGGCGCCAACCCGGCGCGCGUCCGCAGCGUAUCUGCUCUGGGCCAGAAGUUCACGCGCAACGAAGACCUGGCCGCCUUCUUGGCGUCCCGCACGGGCCGCCUGCGCUUCCACGGGCCGGGCACGCUGAGCGUGAGCCCCGAAGCCUGCGACGACCCGUCCGGCUGCGCCUGCGGCAACGCUGAGCCAUAGUGUCGCUGACCUACAAUCACACGUUUGAUCUGGAGCAGUACCAGGAGCGGCUGCUGGAUGCGUUCCUGGCCUCGCCCCAGUACCAGGGGCUGCAGGUGGCCGCGUCCAAGGUGCCGCGCGCGA